Molecule: messenger RNA, 2844 nt
Organism: Metarhizium acridum CQMa 102
Lineage: Eukaryota; Fungi; Ascomycota; Sordariomycetes; Hypocreales; Clavicipitaceae
Source: RefSeq, a predicted model, not a curated record
AUGUCUCUUGUUAAGUCUGGAGGCAGACAGGCGCGGGACUAUGAUAAGCUCCUCGACGAAGCCUUUGAAUCUGGAUUGUCUCUAGACAAAUCGAAUGUUACACCUCACUUGGUCUAUCGCAAUCUUGCUCCAAAGAGUAAGAUUUUGUAUAAAAGCCUGCUUGAGCCAUGGAAGGCAUAUGAGAAUAAAUACCCGGAGGCAACGCCACAAGAAAUGGCAACCUUAAAACACUUUGCUAAAUUUAUUGCAUUGGCGAUGAGAGGCAGAGUCAAGAAAGAUAAUCCACAUGGGCGGCCGAGAGUCGAUAGUGUUCGGAACCAGAUGCGCAAGUUUUGCAGUGCCUGGAACCGAGACAAUGUAGACAAAGGGCAACGAAUUCCAGAAGAAGUGAGCCUGUCUAUGGCACCAUACAUUGAAGGCGAACUCGCGGAUCAAAUAGGACUACUACGUGGAAAACAAGCAAAGUUCCACUGGGAAGAAGACUGGCACGAUUACAUUCACGAGGGCAGCCGAGUUGAAAACACAAAUAUGGUCAAUGUACAUUGCUACACAUCUGCAAGACUAAGUGAAGUUUGUCAGGCAAAAUACAGAGAUCUUGAAUGCAUAAUUGGUUAUUACGACGGAGAACCAGAUAUCAAGCUGAAGUUUACCAGGGAAUUUUGCAAAGCUAAGAAUGUUGACCAGUAUGGCGGAUAUUCUCUUGGUUCAAUAUUGAAGUUUGCCUCACAGAACAACACAAAUGUUCUUGUGAAUAAGUACCUUGGAACAGUAUGUUCUGUGGACGGUGUGGCAAUGUACCAAAACUUGUCACCCCGAAAAGACUUGGCCGAAGAUUUCCUCUCAGCAACAAUGAGAUGGAACCCAGAUCUCAAAUUCCGUUUGCCCUCCGACAGAAACAAUGAGAUCAAGAAUAGUCAUACAUAUCUUUCCCUUACAAAGAAGAUUGAUACCUUGACCAGCAGGAUUGCCGACGCCGAGCCCGGGGAGGAUGUUUGUGAUCUUGUGAUGCGACGCAAACAAGAAUAUAGGAAGCGAACAACAUUCAUCAAUCAAGAGCUUAGAAACUUUCAACUUAGUCAGAAGAUCGUUUAUGACGCUAAAAAAGAGGAUCAUGAGCAAACCGACUGGCAUAGGGUUCGAUUUAACCGAAUUGCGCAUAUGCUGCCGCCGGAGCGGAUAAGGCUUGCAGCGACUAUGAAAGUCCAGGCUUCUCCGCGAAGUCAAGUGUGGAAACAGGCUGUUGAAGAUUUAAUAUCUCUUCGCAACAUGGACUGCAGAGUUGCGUACCAGCAAAGCCUGCAACCCACGAGUGGCUUCUGUCCGGUCGAGUCGUGCAAGCAAACGAUGGCAAGCCUGCCUGUGGAAAAAAGAUGGAGUCGCAUAUACCACUGCUACAAAAGGCGAUACCUUCACCAAUACGGCUUUGCAAAAUUUUGCUUCAUGUGUAGUGAAUGGGUAAAAAACCCUGCAUCGUGGGUUGCUCACUGUAAAACUCAUAUCGAGAUGAACAAUGUUCCAUUCCGCUUCGAUCCGGUCACCUUUCGCUAUGCUGUUGCUUGUGCUGGCUAUUGCGCUGUGUGUAUCUGGCGCACAGAACUCGAGGCUGAUGAGAGACUGAGGCAGUACUCGGACAGAGCAGCGUGGAUAAGGCAUACUUCGCGGUGUAUUACGUCGUAUGUCAGCAGCCAGGAUGGAAAAACGACGCUUGAAUGCCCCGAUGAAAGAUGUUCUAUUGAAUUCUCUAAGCAGGAAUGCUUAUGGCACCAUCUGGACGACAUCCACAGCAUACCUACUCCUGCCGUAGGUGAUAUGUACAAGUGGAACUCAGAGCCACUUAGCAAAUGGAAUGAUACUGGCAUGCAGUCUAUUCAGCAUUACAGUCCGCGGAAAUUGUCUCCAACCCCGACGCUAACGGGCUGGCAGACUUGGAUUGACGAAGCUACGAGCGACUCGACAUCACAAACGAGCAAAACAAAUUCCUCCGCCUGGGAUGAUUACCGCCGAUGCACUCCAGAGACUCAAUUAUCAGAAGUGGUCUACGAGUUUGAAAAGGCAGACAUGACGGACGACGUCGCUUGUCUGCCAGAUGUCAACGCUCCUACAGAAGCCGCUGUUGCUGAGGAGGAGACUCCAAUUGACCCAAUGCUCCUUUCCGCAAAUGAUACACACCUUGCGCUACAGUCAAACUCAACAAUACCGUCCAAUUUUGGAGUUGCUGAAGGUGGGCACGAAGAAGGCGUUUUGACAAUCCCAGAGAAAUUGGAGCAGGAACUGGCUCAUGAUGACCAAUACCUUGUUGACCACUUACUUGGAAGAUGGCGCCACAGAGGCAAAGUCUGGUUUUACUUGAAAUGGAAGGAUGGGAGCUACGGGUUUGUACCGGAAAUGGACAUCAAUGCAAAAGACCGAAAGGAUUUCGAAGCAAAUGACUUCACAGGUUUCCACGAAGGCGCAUUUGUAAAGCGUGUGAGAGUACGGAACGGCAAGGCAAGUUACGUGACAGGGUUUCUAGGCUGCGCGGAUGAGUGGAUACUACCAGAGCAUGCGCUCCAUCCAGACUUGGUUGCCGAGCAUAAGUCAAGUACAAGGGGAACUGCCGGCGAGUUCGGGUUUUAUGUUUAUCUGUUGCGUAUCUCGCGCACACACACUAACCUAACACUCUGUUUCCACUCGCUCAAGCCCUCGCUUGUCUUUGAGCCAGUUGUUAACCUUGUCCCUUCCUGGCCUAUUUGUGCCUCUGCUUCUGCUCAUUCUUUCCCAAAUGGCUUAGCAAGUAAAGUCGACGCUGUAGGGAUUCCAAAGACGAUGCUGCUGAUAAUCGUGGCCAUGGAGGCGAAUAGGUAG